Messenger RNA from Musca domestica (house fly), 4794 nucleotides. Its product is annotated as DDB1- and CUL4-associated factor 5. Gene Ontology annotation, biological process: negative regulation of fatty acid biosynthetic process. Gene Ontology annotation, molecular function: protein binding. The record is from RefSeq and is a predicted model, not a curated record. Gene Ontology annotation, cellular component: cytoplasm; Cul4-RING E3 ubiquitin ligase complex. The transcript is spliced from 9 exons. NCBI's taxonomy places the organism in Eukaryota, Metazoa, Arthropoda, Insecta, Diptera, Muscidae. Bases 859 to 4332 code for a protein of 1157 amino acids.
UAUUUCUCUUCAAAGUAGUUCUCUCAAAGCGAAUUUUACAUUUCGCUCUUCUACAAGUCCAACCAAAAAAAAAGUUAACGAACAAACCUAUUAUCCACACUCUGAUUACACCAAAUACAGCGAAGUAUAAUUGUACCUUUUGCAUUUUUAUAAAAAUUGUCUCUCCAGUUUUUAAUAAGUUUACAGUGAAAAAUUGAAAGAAAAACCAAUAAUACUAGCGAUUUGGAAGUGUUAAAUGAUGAAUUAAAGCAAAAAUAUAUGGUAAUUUGAAAACUAAAGUGUAUUAUUGGCAAGCAAAGCAACAACAAAACUAACAAUAAGAAGUCUUUGACGACCAUUAUAUACAAGGCGACUGCGACUACGGCAACCAAUAGCAGCAGAAAAAAAAAGUAAAAUAAAAGCAGGCAAAUACCAUCAUCAUCUAUCCCAACAACAACGAAGACGACGACGACAUCCAAAUGCUGGCAGAGCGACAUAGUACAUUAUCCAUCAACAACAAUUGCUUUUUAAUUUCCAAUCGUUCGUUAUGUUGUUCCAAACAAAUUGAAAAGGAAAAUUAUUCUGAAAAAAGUGAAGUUGAUACAAAAUACAAGAGUUUAUAAUUAAUUUGAUAAUAAUAGACUACGCAUUAAAAGUAAAUAUCUACAUACAAAGUGCGGCAAGGUGCAUAAUUUAAUUCUUUCUGAAAUAUGUACCAAUGCCUAACGGAGGAUCAAUAAAUUUCAGUUAUCUACAUAUGAGCGUAAAAUGAAAUGGAAGUAUUUUAAUACUUGACCGGUUAACAAAACAAUUCUAGUGCAUUUAGCAAUAAAGAAGAAUAUUCUACCUACCGCAAAAAGACAACAUAGGCUGGCUAAAAUGUAUGAAAACAUUGAUGCAACAAGUAACCUGAGCCACCAAUUGCUGCAACGUGAAAGCAAUCUUCAAUUCCGUGGUAGCUCACAAUCAUUCAAAGCCCGUCUAUAUCGUGAGCGUCUACGGAUUGCCCGCAACUUAUAUAAAACAGAUCUGAAAGGCCAUUUCGGUUGUGUCAAUGCUAUUGAAUUUUCGCAUGGCGGGCAAUAUCUGGCUUCAGGUGGUGAUGACAAACGUGUUUUAGUAUGGGAUAUUGAAAAAUCAUUGGCUGGAACUGUCGGACCCAGGGCCUUGGCCACAGAACAAUCCAGCAAUAUAUUUUGUCUUGGCUUCGAUAGUAAAAAUCGCAAAUUGAUCUCGGGUGGAAAUGAUGCCUUAGCUAUUUCUCAUGACUUUGAAACUGGUAAAUUGGAUAACGUUUUCAAACACGAUGAACCCGUCUAUGGCCUUUCUAUUGACCCACAAAAUGAUAGCAUUUUUGCCACAGCAUCUGAAAAUGGUGUUGUAUUGUUAUUUGAUCAACGCACCGAUCCCGCCGAUCCCCUUGUGGUGGCCUCAUUAUCUUCAUCAUUUCAUGCUGUUGAAUUCCAUCCAAAUAUGAGUCAUCUUUUGGUUACAGCUAAUUCGAAGAAGGGGGCAGCUUUAUAUGAUAUUCGUAAACCAAAAAAGCCAGUAAUACAAUAUGGAAAUCUUGAUAAUGUGUGCAGCUGUAUGAGUGUACGUUUCAACCGCACUGGCAAUCUAAUUUUGGGUUUACGCCGACGUUUAACACCUAUUUUAUAUAGUGUUAACUCUCCAGAAAGAAUUUGUACUUUCUACAAUGGCAAUUAUUAUAAUUCGUGUACCAUGAAAAGUUGUACCUUCGCUGGCGAAGAUGAUGAAUUAGUAAUAUCAGGGUCAGAUGAUUUUAAUUUAUAUGUUUGGCGUUUAUCCGAUAUAGACUUGGAGGGUGUUGAACAGUGGGUCGAACACACUCAAAUGGUUUUAUAUGGCCAUCGUUCAAUUGUCAACCAGGUACGCUACAAUAGACAAAAAUGCCUGUUGGCCUCUUCGGGUGUGGAAAAGAUUGUCAAGAUAUGGAGUCCAUUUGCCCAACCCAACUGGACUGGGACUUUAACAACAGAAGCCACGUGUUCAGAUAAUCCCCGUGAAUUAUAUUCACCAUACAAUCUAUUUACCAUGGCCCUACCAGAAAACUGGCAUCACUUGUCUCACGAUUACAGCAGUGAAAAUACCAACGAAGAUCCACGUAUGAUGGCAUUUUUCGAUUCGUUAAUACAACAAGAAAUCGAAGGUUGGGAUACCGAUUCAAGUUCCUCCGAUUCGGCCGAGGAAGAAAGAAGUAUUACAUCCAUAACACGUUCCAGUUGUGAAAGUAGUUCAAGCAGUAGCAGUUCCAGUAGUAGUUCUUCCUCAACCAGCACAACAUCACAGAGUAGCAGUAGCAGUUCAUCCAGCAGUUCUUCAUCGGCCGACAGUGAUAGUGAUAAUGAAAACAAUGCCUCAACUGUGAGAAAAAUUAGACGUUUGCGACGUGCAGCCAGACGCAGGCAGACAUUGGCACAACGAAGAGUGCAAAGAAAUCAUCAUCAACGUACGCCUCGUACCCACAGCAACCACAAACAGAAUAAAAAACCACGGAAACCUAAAGUGAAAUUGAAUCAAAUACAAAAACCUGCAAAUCGAAUAGCAUAUUUAAUCUCAAAAAAACGUAAUACAUUACGUCGUUUGGCAAUUAAAGGUGCCACUCUGGAUGGUCGACGUCCCCGCAAAUUGGUUGUGGUCGUAAAUGGACGUAAGAAACAAAAUAAUCAACGUCUUCCGGCUAAACGUAUGGCGGAAAACACCACUGCUGCAACAAAUGAUGCCGUCUGUAGUAAUAACGAAGAACCAACAACGUCAAAAGCGGCGGCUGCUGCUGCCGCAUUAGCUCCACGUGGUUCCAGUUCAUGUUAUCGCAAAUGUCGAAUGAAAAAAUCACCAAUAAGAAAAAAUGACUCCGCAAAUUGCUCAUCGACUGAAGAUUCGGGUAAUUUUGCUUUUAGCAGUUCUAGUCGCUCCAAUACUGUUGCUGCUGCUGCCACUGCCGCUGCAACCACAUCUCAAUCUCAAUCAUCUCACAACAAUAACAACAACACCAAUAAUGCAAAUAUUCCUAGUACCAGUACUGGCAUAACAUCAAAUUUUCGAGAUGCCUUCCUACGUUUGAGUCGUCAAAUAUUUAUGUCCGAUUCUGAAGAAGAUUCGGAUCAACAAAACUCAAAAAAUAUACCAACAUCUUCCCCAUCACACGAAGACGAUGGACAACAGGUUAAUAAGAAAAAGAUAAAUGGUGCCAAUAAAAAUCCAAAUGAAGAAAACUGUCCGGACCGGAGCAGCAAUGGUGAUGGCGGCGGCAGUCAUGAUAAAUUCAAACACAUGAGAAAGUCGCAAAAACCUAGAACAUCGGCGGCCCUAAAUGUGAUUAAUGCAACUGAAACAAUACUACCUCAACCAAAUUCUUCCCAUACCGAAUAUUUUGAACCACAAAGCUCAAGUCUAAAUCACAAUAGUCGCAUGAAUCGUCACAGUGGCAGUAGUAGUACGAGUACAGACAAUAGCAAUGCUGCCUAUGAUGAGACAAUGCAAAGUGCUGCUUCCAAUGGCAAUAAAUCUCCCAAGAAAAGACACUGUGAUGAGGAACCUGAGAACGCCUUCAAUCCCCAUAUUGAUGUGGCGGCAGCGGUCCCAUCCACUUCUUCAUCUACCCUCUCGUUAUCGGCCGCAUCAUCCUCAUCAUCGUCCUCGUACAAUUUACAAAAACCGGAAAUGGAAAAUGGUGAUUAUAAUGCUCAGGUCCAAUGUUCCAAUUUUUCAUCAUCAUCAUCAUCACCCCUGAAGAAACGUAAAAUCUCCCUCAAUGAUUACAUACACAUAAGGCGCAAUAGCAACAAUCUUGCAGAGAUGGAGGAAAAUAACAAUGAAACUAACAAUAAUGAUAUCUUCGGUUUGGUGGGUGAUCAUUUUCUAAAUGGCAAUGCCGGGGGCGGGGAGGACUACAAUCACAAUCAGGAGCAACAAAAUACCACACCUCAGAGGCCAACAAAUCUAAAUAACAGCAGCAGUAAUAUGUCAAUGUUUUUAAACAACAGCAACAUGAACAGCUCUUAUCUCUUCACCCCGGACAGUGGUGUCAGUUUAAAUAACUCGCUGACCACACCCAGUACCAUAGAACACAAUGACGAGGCUGAGAUCGCCUCCACAUCUCGCUACAUUAUGAGCCAUCGUUUGUCGCCAUGCCUGGAAGAAGAAGACACACACAAUGCAGACAAUGAAUGUCCUGCUGAUGUCAAUAGCAUGGAAAAUGGUGAAGAUGAAGGUGUUGUUACCCUAAAAAUUCAAAGAUAUCAACAGAAAUUAUCGCGUUAUGAACAAAAAUUGGCCAGAGUACGUCGUAAUUAUCGUAAACAAUUUGUUGAUGAUUCGGAAAGUGAAUAAAGAAAAAGAAGAAGAAAAAAACACAAACAAACAACAUAAAAACUUAGUUCCAUAAUUGUCAUAUAGUUUAGAGACAUAAAAAAUAACUAACCUUUACACCCCUCCCGCUCCCUUUACAUAUUCAUACAACUUUAGGAGACUUGAAAGAAAUAAGACUUGCACAAUAGUGUGUCCUAUUAAUAAUUGAAUUUUUUUUUUUUUAAAUGGCAAAAUAAAAAUAAAUCAAAUUCGUUCCCGCUCUCUCUCUCUCUCUCAUCCCUAUUGGCCUCCACAACACUAAUCUGUUAUCUUCGAAUAAUGUCAAACUCAUUUUUUAUUAAUAAUGCACACAGUGCUGCAGCCAAAAUUAUCUCUUUGUAAAAUGUAUUCAUUUGUUUUGGCUUGGUUACUUCAUUUAAAAUAUAUGUGAAUAAAAUUUAAAAUUGAAAUAAAGAAUAAGAUAUUUCGAAAUGUGUUUAUGAA